AUGAUUGAGGAUAACAUACAUGAAAUUAAAAAUGACCCUCUGAUUAUAAUAGAUAAGUUUCCAUAUACGAAAAAAAGAGAAGCUCUUCGCAUUAGCGAAGAUCAAGAAAAGAGGAAGAUAUGCCGUAUUUUCUUUUUAACCCAUUUUCAUGCUGACCAUUAUACAAAUAUAAACAAAUAUUUUAAUGAGAAUGUAUUUUGUUCGCAAAUUACUAAAAAAUUAUUAGUGAAUAUAAUUGAGGUAAAUGAUAAAUAUGUACAUAAUUUAAAAAUAAAUAAGAUAUAUUAUCUUUUUAAUUUUAAAGUUGCUUUUAUUGAUGCUAAUCAUUGUCCUGGAUCAGUUAUAAUUUAUUUUGAAUUUAAAAAUGGAACAAAAAUUAUACACACAGGUGAUUUUAGGUAUUCAAAUGUUCAUAGUUUUUUGAUAAAAAAAUUGUUAUCUUAUAGUGAAGAUAUAUCAAUAUGUACCUAUAAAAAAAAUGAAAUGAAUAUAAAAUGUGAGCAACAGGAUAUAGAUAGAGAAUCAUUAAAUGAUAAUAUAUAUAAAGAAGAAAAGAAAAUUGAUAUAAAUGGAAGGAAUAUUAUUGAUUCGAAGUUGAAUUUAAAUUGGGAUAUAAUAAAAAAAGAAAAAGAAGAAAGUCAAAGUGAAAGUAUAAAUAACAAUGAAGUUAAAGAAUAUGAUAAUAAUCCAAUUGAAAUAAUACAAAAAAAAGAAAAUAGUUAUAUUCCUUUUUUGAGAACAAAUGAAAAGGAUAAUAUUUUUUAUAUGAAUGAAAAUAUUCCUAUUUAUGAAAGUGAUAACUAUUUUGUAAAUUUAGAAGAAAUUAUAAAUAUAUAUUUAAAAAUAGUAGAAGAGUUAUUAUUAAAUAUUCAUAAGAUAGAAAAGAAACAAUUUUAUAUGUAUGAUACUAUAAAAGAAGAUAAUUAUUUUAAUCAUUUCCUUUUUAUUGAUUUAUGUUUAUAUUUUAAUCAAAAUGAAGAGGAUAUAUCAUUUUUUUUUGAUUACAAAAAUUUGAAUGAAACAGGUAUAAUAUUGAACAAUGAGAAUAUACACAAGAUACAUGUUAAGAAAAAUGAAGCCUUUAAAUGUGACACAACUGUAAAUGAUAGGGAGAAUGUAAAAACGGAAGAAAAGCAAAUUAAUUCAAUAGAUCAAAUAAUAUAUGAUAAAUAUAAUAAUUUGGAAAAAAAUUUAUUACAUAGUAAAAUAAAAGAAGAGAAGAAAAUGAUGCCUGAUUCGAAUUGUGUAUUAGAUGAAUCUCAAAACAAUAUUCAAAAGAAGAAUAAGAAAAAAAAAAAAAAAAGGAAUCAUGAGGAUUUUAAAGAAUUUGCAGACAUUCAAACGAAUCAUAAAAUAAAUGAAAAUAGAAAUGAAAUUAUAUCAGAAAAUAAAAAUUAUAUAAAAACUAUUUAUCUUGACACAACAUAUGCUUUGUCAAAAAAUAAUUUGUUUGCUCCUCAAAUGUAUCUGAUAAAUUAUGUUAUUUAUUUGUGUAAAAAGAGAUUACUUUAUGAUGAAGAGAGGUCAUCAAAUAUUUUGGAAACAAAUAAGAUAAGUAUAGAGGAAAAGCAAGAAAAGAAGGGAAGAAAUAUAAAAAAGAAGCAAACAGUCAAAAUUAAAAUGGAAAAUAAUAAUAAUAAUAAUAAUAGUGAUGAUGGUAAUAUUUUUAUAAAUGAUUAUCAUACAAGCAAUAUUAAACAAAAUGAUUUAGAUAUUAAAAAUAUUAUAAAUAAUGAUACAAACAAUUGUAAUAUUCAUAUAUGUGAUAAUGUGAAUAAAUUAGAUUUGUUAACAAAUCAUAGCAAAGUCAACAAAGAAGAGAAGAAAAAAAAGAAAACAUUAUUUCUUUUUGGAACAUAUAAUUUAGGAAAAGAGAAAAUAUAUUUAUCUGUAUCUGAUGCUUGUAAUAUGAAAAUAUAUUAUAAGAAUGAGAAGAAAAGAAAAAUAAUUGAAUCAUUUUUACAUAACAAACAUAUACUUAAUAAAAUAACAGAUAAUAAAUUAGAAGCACAAAUUCAUAUUGUUGAUAUUAAUUAUUCUUAUAUAUUUCCAAAACUUGAUAGAAGGAAAUUUCUUAAUUUAAUAGAUGAAGAUAUAGAAAAAGAAUUCGAUUCUUUUUAUUAUAUUAUACCAACUGGAUGGGUAAAAAAAUUUUCAUUUUAUGAAAGAAAUAAUAUUUCCAUAUUUUUAAUUCCUUAUAGUGAACACUCAAAUUUGGAUGAAUUAAAAAAUUUUGUUAAAUCAAUCAAACCUUGCAAUAUACUACCAACUGUGUUUUACAAUGAAAAAGAAAAAACAACAAUUUUAAAUAUAUUUAAUCCUUUUCUGAAUUUAAAAAAAGAAGUAUUGAGCUUUUUUAAAAUAGACGAAAGAUAUGGUUCUAAAAAUAAUGAGAUAUCUCCAGAUAAAAAAAAAAUAAAAGUAUGCGAAAAGGAAGAUAUUCCGAAAGAAGAUGUUUUGAAAAAUAUAAAACAAAAAAAACUCACAUCCUUCUUUCCCCUCAUAAAAAAAGCAAAUUCAUCGAACAUUUGA
Plasmodium gaboni is the source of this 2532-nucleotide messenger RNA. Its product is annotated as putative DNA repair metallo-beta-lactamase protein. NCBI's taxonomy places the organism in Eukaryota, Apicomplexa, Aconoidasida, Haemosporida, Plasmodiidae. Gene Ontology annotation, molecular function: 5'-3' DNA exonuclease activity; damaged DNA binding. The transcript has 2 exons. The record is from RefSeq and is a predicted model, not a curated record. Bases 1 to 2532 code for a protein of 843 amino acids. Gene Ontology annotation, biological process: protection from non-homologous end joining at telomere; double-strand break repair via nonhomologous end joining; interstrand cross-link repair.